Molecule: messenger RNA, 1815 nt
Organism: Tupaia belangeri chinensis (Chinese tree shrew)
Lineage: Eukaryota; Metazoa; Chordata; Mammalia; Scandentia; Tupaiidae
Product: G2/mitotic-specific cyclin-B3-like
Source: RefSeq, a predicted model, not a curated record
AUGAAAGAUUGGAAAUUUGAAGAAAACUUAGCCUUGCAGGAGAGGCCCAGGAGUGAGAAGAAAACCCUCUUCAACAAGCCCUUGGCCUUGCAAGAGAGGUCCAUAGUUGAGCAGGCCACACUGGAGGAACCCUUGGCCUUGGAGGAAAAGUCCAACAUUGAGAAGGAACCGUUUUUCAAGGAACACUUAGCCUUACAGGAGAAGUCUAGCAUUGAAAAGCAAAUACUUUUUACCACCCUGAAGGAACCAUUGGGCUUGGAGGAAAAGCCCAACAUUGAGAAGGAGACCUUCUUUAAGGAAUACUUGGCCUUGCAGAAGCCCAGCAUUAAGGAGAUCCUAUUCAGUGACCCCUUUGCCUUACAGAAGCCCCCCUUUGAGAAGGAAACUCUCUUCAAUAAGCCCUUAGCCUUGCAAGAGAAGCUCAUAGUUGAGAGGGCCACCCUUAAGAAAUGCUUGGCCUUGUAGGAAAAGCCCAUCAUUGAGAAAGAGACCCUGUUCGGUGAGGCUUUGGCCUUGCAGGAGAAGUCUACAGUUGAGGAUGUGGCCACCCUGAAGGAGCCCUUAACCUUGCAAGAGAAACCCAUAGUUGAGGAGGCCACACUGAAGGAACACUUGGCCUUGCAAGAGAAGCCCAUCAUUGAGAAGGAAGCCCUCUUCAAGGAGCCAUCAGCCUUGAAGGAGAAGCCUACCAUCAAUGAGACAUUUCUUUUUAAGCAGAUAUUAGGUUCAAAUAAGAAACCCACCACUCAGAAGGAGUCAUCUUCCAGAGAACCCUUGGCCUUGGAAGAGACUCCUACCUGCAAGGAAAAUGGCUUUCUCAAAACAUCCUUAAUAGUCCCAAUUAAGACCAGCCCACAUGUGUCUAUCACUACUCCUGCAUCCAGGGUAGGCAAGUCCAUUGCUGCCACCAUGUCCAGUGUGAGCGAGUCCAAUACUGCCAGCAAUUUUAGUAUAUGUGAAUCUGGUUCAAGUAAACUUUUCUUACCUCAGGGCAAGAGAGCACAGAAGAGGGUGACCGCAUUGGAAGAUAUUGAUAAUAACCACAGUGAUCCAUUUUUCAAUUCAAUAUAUGCCAAGGAUAUCUUUAGUUACAUGAAGCAAAGGGAAGAAAAGUUUGUCCUUACAAAAUACAUGAACAGACAAACUGACAUUAGCAGUGGCAUGAGGGCCAUUCUGGUGGACUGGUUGGUGGAGGUACAGAUGUCCUUUGAAAUGAGUCAUGAAGCCCUGUACUUGGCAGUAAAGCGGGUGGAGAGAGUAUGUAAGAGAGACAAGCUACAACUCCUUGGUUCCACUGCCUUUCUGAUUGAAGCAAAAUUUGAGGAGCCCCUGUGUCCACCUAUAGGUGACUUCCUCUACAUCUGUGAUAUGUAUCCACAAGAUGAGAUGCUUGCCAUGGAAAUCAGCCCCCUGCACACCCUCCAGUUUGACAUCGACAUUCCCAUCGCCUAUCAUUUUCUGCAUAGAUACGCUAGGUGUGUCCAUGCCAGCAUGAAGACACUAACCUUGUUUCGCUUCAUCUGUGAGGUGACCCUGCAGGAAUAUGACUAUAUCCAGGAGAGGGCUUCCAUGCUAGCAGUGAGCUCCUUCCUCUUGGCCCUUUACAGGAAGAACCUUGGACACUGGGCUCCAACCCGGGAGUUUUACAGUGGCUACAAGAUCUCUGAGCUUCACCCUUUGGUCAGGCAGCUGAACAUCCUGCUGCCUUUAGGUCUCAAAACUAUACGUUCCAAGUAUUCUCAUCAGGUCUUCUUUAAAGUCACCAAAAUCCCCGCCUUGGACAUGUUAAAGCUGGAGGAGAUUUUGAACUGCUAG